Messenger RNA from Nematolebias whitei (Rio pearlfish), 4132 nucleotides. Its product is annotated as exportin-5. The transcript has 33 exons. NCBI's taxonomy places the organism in Eukaryota, Metazoa, Chordata, Actinopteri, Cyprinodontiformes, Rivulidae. Gene Ontology annotation, molecular function: nuclear export signal receptor activity; small GTPase binding; RNA binding. Gene Ontology annotation, cellular component: RNA nuclear export complex; cytoplasm; nucleus. The record is from RefSeq and is a predicted model, not a curated record. Gene Ontology annotation, biological process: protein export from nucleus; RNA export from nucleus. The coding region runs from base 107 to 3769 and encodes 1220 amino acids.
UCUCCGGUCUAUGGCACGCGGCUAGCUGUGUGUAGUGCAGGUGUUUUGCAUAAGGGAGUUUCUUUCUGCUUUAGCGCCAACGGUGUGACCGAAGCUACCUGAAGUCAUGACUGACCAGGUGGCUGCCACGUGCGAUCAGCUGAUCAAAGCAGUGGUUAUGAUAAUGGACGCAGAAACAAUCCAAAAUUUACGAACGGAGGCCUUAAAGUUUUGUGAAGAGUUUAAAGAGACGAGCAUCCUCUGUGUCCCAUGUGGCCUACAAUUAGCUGACAAAACCCAGCCAGCUGUGGUGAGACACUUUGGUUUGCAAAUACUGGAGCAUGUCAUCAAAUUCAGAUGGAACAACAUGCAACAAGAAGAGAAAGUCCAGUUAAAGGAUUGUGCCAUGCAGCUACUAUCAAAUGGUACUCGUCCUAUCCUGGAGGAAGAGAGUCAUGUCAAAGAUGCCCUGUCUCGAAUCACAGUGGAAAUGAUCAAGAGAGAAUGGCCUCAAAAUUGGCCAGAUAUGCUUAAAGAGAUGGAAGCUCUCUCCAGCCAGGGGGAGGCACAGACAGAACUUGUCAUGAUGAUCCUUUUGAGGCUGGCAGAAGAUGUUAUCACCUUCCAGACGUUGCCCACCCAGCGACGCCGAGACAUUCAGCAGACGCUCACCCAAAACAUGGAUAGUAUCUUCAGUUUUAUAAUGGCCAUUCUGCAAAUUCAUGUUGAGGACUAUUGCAAAGUGAAACAAAUACCUGGACAUGAACUUCAGGCAAGAGCUCACUGUCGAGUUGCUGUCGCUACACUUAAUACUCUGGCAGGCUACAUAGAUUGGGUUUCUUUGUUGCACAUCACCUCUGGAAACUGUAAGCUGCUGGAGAUGUUGUGUCUUCUGCUGAGUGAACCGGAUUUGCAGCUAGAAGCUUCAGAGUGUCUGCUCAUUGCUUUGAGUCGCAAGGGAAAACUGGAGGAGAGGAAGCCGUUCAUGCUGCUGUUUGAUGAUGUGGCAAUUAACUUCAUCCUCUCUGCAGCCCAAUCAGCAGAUUGUCUCGCAAUAUCUCCAAGUUCCCUAGAAUCACAGGGAGUGGAGGUGGUGGAACGGCGGUACAUUUUUCUGAAGAGGCUCUGUCAGGUUUUGUGUGCCCUGGGAUUCCAGCUCUGCUCAUUAGUGGGUUCAAAUGUGAAAGCUGAAACUCCUGCAAAUCUCUGCAAGUACAUAGAUGCCUUAUUUGCCUUCACUAUGCAUUCCAGUGUGUUUUUAAAAUCCUGCACUGUUCCAAUCUGGACAACUUUGUUCAAACAUGAGACUCUGUCAAAAGUCACAGUCGUCGUAGAAAUGGCCAUGAAAUACCUCAAAGCUUCAAUGAGCUUUCUUAUUAGGUCUGGCUUCCCUUCUCGAAAUGACAGCCCAAGCUGUGGGUACUCUCGAAUGGACUUUGACAAUGAUCAAGACUUCAACUUGUUCUUUACAUCUUAUCGAUCGCAGCAGGGGGAUGUUGUGAGGUGUAUAAGUCGCAUCCUUCCACUAGAGGCUUUCCGGACAGCAGCAGACGUUCUUCGGUUUCAGAUUGCCAGUCCAAUUGAUCCUGGAGACGCCACAUCUAAGACUGCAGAGGGCAUGUGUUCUCUGCUGUCUCCAUCAGUCAUUCAGUGGGACGCAGCAACAGUCUUUAUGGAGGCUGUCAUGUCUCAGAUCAUUAAAAAUCUGGAGGAGGAGAAGCUGCCGAUUGAUGAGAGUAUGGCGCUGCUGCAGGUCAUACUGAACUACGAAACCAGAGAUCCGCUCAUCCUGUACUGCGUGCUCAGCAACCUCUUUGCCCUCUUCCCAUUUGUCGUGCACAGACCACAGUUCGUGCCACAAGUCCUCUCCAAGCUGACUAAAGUUAUUACAUUUGAAACUACAGUGAAAGAGAGGGCAUCUUGGACUCGAGCUGUGAAGAAUGUGAGGAGACAUGCCUGCUCUUCAAUCAUAAGAAUUUGCAAAGACUACCCACAGCAGCUCUUGCCUUUCUUCGACUUGCUCUACAACGAUGUAAAAAUGCUGUUUUCAGGCAACAUUGUGCUGACUUACCUGGAGAAAUGUUCAAUGAUCGAAGCUCUGGUGCUCCUCUGCAACCAGUUUAAAGACUUUGAGAAGCAAAAGGCGUUUAUAGACAAACUGGUGGCUCCAAUGAUCACAGAGUGGACCUCAGAGGAGAUGAAGAGUGUGAUUUGGCACCCUGUCAAGUUUCUGUCCUUUGUUGGAGCCGAUCAAGUGGUCACUGAGAAAAGUGACACGGAUGCAGCCAGCCUGAACAGAUGGCGAUUGAGCUUCUGCCUGUUCGCCAUGCUGGCGGUGGUGAGGCGUUCACGCUGGCCUGCAGAUCUAGAAGAAGCCAAAGCUGGGGGCUUUGUGGUGGGUUACACCCCUGCUGGAGCCCCCAUCCACAGAAACCCCUGCACCGCACAGUUCCUGGCCUUUUUUCCCAACCUACUGGCUCUAGCAAGGACUCAAAACUCUUUGUUCACACCAGAAAACUUGGCUCGUCUCAGUGAGACUUUCACCAGAGCCUUCGAUGUGAUGGAAGGAGAAAAGAACAUGAUUCUCAGUCUUUUUAAGCAUCCUCUGGAUAUUUACGGCACUCCUGUGCAAAAAAGCAGUCUUGAACACAUGCAGGGAUUUUUCAGCUCAUUAUACGAAAGCUGCUUCCACAACCUGGGCGCUGCAGCCGCAGCCCUGCAGCAGGACUUCUACGCUAUUGACAAGUUGUGUGAAGGAAUAACGGGGUCUGUUUUUUCCUCCCUCGAUCACUUAACUGACCACAGACUUCGCCCCAUGCUUCGACUGUUUGUGAAGCCGAUUGUGAUCUCCUGUCCUCCAGAGUUCUAUGAAAGCCUACUGUGCCCUCUGUUGGGUCCUCUGUUCUCCUACAUGUUGCAGAGACUUAACUCCAGGUGGCAAGUGAUCAGCCAGAGAACAUCUAUAAAUGAAGAUGAGGAGGAGCAGGAGCUCUGUCAGGACAGUCAGGUGACACAGGAGAUGUUGGAAGAGGAGAUUUUACGUCUUCUCACCAGGGAGGUUUUGGAUCUUCUCGUUAUCAGUUGUAUUUCCAAAAAAGUGCCUGAACCUGCAGCAAAUAAAGAGGAAAUUGAUGAAGAAGAGAUGAUGAUGAUGGAUUCAGCACAGUUGGGGUCUUCUCCGCAGCACACAGAGGAGCUGACUGAGUUUGGAAAAUGUCUGAUCAAAGAUGAGAACACCUACAUGUCUCUAUUGACGCUUGCUUUCACCUCACUGUCAUGGAAGGAUGCCACUAAUUGUCAUCGCACUGCUUCCAUAGCCUGCUGGACGCUUCUGCGUCAGGUUGUAGAUGGAAACCUUCUUCCUGACGCGGUCACAUGGUUUUAUACCAGCGUUCUCAAAGGACUUUAUAUUCACGGUCAGCAUGACAUCUGCAAUGCCACCCUCUCUAAUCUGGCCUUGCUCAUCUAUGAAAACCUGCGGCCUCGCUACUUGGAGCUGAGGACGGUGAUGACCCAGAUCCCAAACAUCCAUGUUGACUCUCUGGACCUGUUCGACCAAAGGCUCCUAGAUCCCAGGGGCAUUAAGUUUGGAGAUAAGAAAAAGAAGGACCAGUUCAAGAAGCUCAUUGCAGGAAUUGUUGGGAAAGCUCUGGGCCAGCAGUUCAGGAAGGAGGUUCACAUCCGCAACCUUCCAUCGCUCUUUAAAAGGCCGAAGCCAGACAAGGAUGUAGCGGAGACUGAAUCGCUGGGCCUCGCCGCGCUCUUCGCCCCUGAGAAUGAUGCCAUGUAGGAACAAGUGGACUUUGUACGGACUGCAAACGGACUUGUGCUUACAAACUCCAAAUUCAGCGCGACGCCCAUCGAAUCUCUCGAACCUUAUUUUUCAGUAGUUUCUUCAAACUGACAAACCACAAAUCUGUUCACCAGCCCCACGUCCGGAGCAGUUCAACACUCUGUAUACUUUGUGAAUCACCUUGUGUACUCCGCUCCCUUCUGUAUACAAUGUAAGAACUGGAAAAAGUCUCUGCUAUCAGGCUGUUGUAGGAAAAGAACAUGCAAAACAAAAGUAUUCGUUUACUCAAACGUGGUUUCUUUGUUGUAUGAAUGGGCUACAACUACACACACACACACACACACACACACACACACACAC